Bombus impatiens (common eastern bumble bee) is the source of this 3050-nucleotide messenger RNA. RefSeq lists its product as uncharacterized. The record is from RefSeq and is a predicted model, not a curated record. Bases 2213 to 2527 code for a protein of 104 amino acids. The transcript has 3 exons. NCBI's taxonomy places the organism in Eukaryota, Metazoa, Arthropoda, Insecta, Hymenoptera, Apidae.
GACGUGGAGUGGUUGUCAUUGCGCCGCCGCUAACCUCUCUACCAGCCCCUUGGCCGUUAUUGCCGCGGUGUCGAAUCGACAAGUAGCCGAAGAAAACCGACGGUUGCGGAGAAUCGUCUCUCUGAUUUCGUCCGUCCAUCCGUGUGUACGUUUUCCGGCUGCACCGCGAACCUCUCGUUUUUGUCUCCAUUUUGUCACUGGCGUCGCGUCGAUUAUUCGAUUCGACUGUAACUUUCGAUAAUCGUUCGGUUUUCCGCGAGUCGCGUAUCGGUCGGUAAGGUGAACGCGGACGCGAACGCGAGUAUACAGCGUGGAAGAAGUGAAAAAAGAAGUCGGCGAAGAGAGGGCAAGAGGCAAAGCAUAGCAAGGAAGAGCUGGCAAGCGAGGAAACGAGAACGAGUGGAGGAGACGAGAGGGAAAGAGGACUACUACUCCUGGGGCCCCCCACCACGCGGGCUGCCGCCGCGACGCCAGUCCGUAGUCAGUCAGCGCUGGACCGCCGCCCGCUCGAUUUCGCGAUCCACGAACGACGGUAGCCACCACUUCCACCUCCACCUCCUCCUCCACCUCCGCUUCUUUUCUCUUUACCUUGCUCACGUUCUUGCCCUCUACCCCUGCAUUCUUUCUCGCUCUGUCCCACGCUCCUCCUUUUUUUAUUUUACCUUCUUCGUUUCUCUCUUCAUCGAUAUCCAUCCGCGUUUCUUCUUCGUCUCUGUCUCUCUCUCUCUCUCUAUCUCUCUCUCUCCCUUUCUCUCUCUUUCACUCGCUAUCUUUAUCUUUCUCGGCACUUUUCGCGAUCCUCUUCUCUUUCUGUUCCUCUUUUCCACCCUUGCGCUUUCAAUUGGUCUCCGAGGUAUACACACUCAGAAACGAGCACGCACACAGAUGCGAUCGCGUAUCGGUUUCUCCCCUUGUUUCUCUUGCUCUUUUCCAUUUUCCUCUGUCGAGCGAGCUUUCGCUAGCUCCGUACGUACGAACGUAAGUACGUACGGCGGAGUGUCGUGCGCGCGUCCCGAGUGGAUGCAAGGCGUCGUCGCGAGGCACACGUCCCGAUAGAUAAGUUAUCGCGCGAUCGUCGAAAUUCUAGAUCCUCCAACGGAGGAUCGGAUUUCGCGCAGCAACGGCUCGUUCCUCCGUCUUCGAGAGCCGCGCGUCCCGAUCUUCUUCUUUCGCCGUCACCGCUGCAACUUUUCGAAAGACGCGCAAAGUGAACCCGCGAGUAUCUGCCAGUGACACGGAGUCGGUCGACGAUAACGCGUGAACACGUUCACAAAGUGCGGAGUCGACGUUCGUCUCGUGCCGUUUCUUCCUCGAUGAUACACGCGGAGGAACGAACGAUCGCUUUCCGAUCGUUUUGGUGUCUCGCUCGCGACGCGCAACUUCCAGAAGACGCCACGUUUCUCACGUUUGUCUUGGAUCUUCCGUAGGUGCGGCAUACCCGACGUUCUCGUAACCUUCGUUCGAGCAAGCGUUCCCGUAUUUUCAAACAGUGAAGUAUACUGGAAGUUGGAAAAAAUCGUGCCUCGUCGAUUUUCCUCGAUCGCGAUACGACAGUGAUGUACACACGAUAAUAAUCACGCUUGGUGAUCACAAGAUCCAGAUUAAGAGUGAGCCGAUAGCGUAUGGAUCACGAAACUUGGCGACUUUCUGGGCUGUUCAAGUGUAAACAGUGCGCGACAUUCCGUGAAUCUAACUACAAUACCGAAACUAGAAAAUAUUCUCCUUGUAUACGAUCUAGCCCAUAACAGUUGCGUUGUUCGUGCUUACGUAGCAGUGUAUCGGGGCACCGAUAUAGGUGUGGUUUCCUCGUAAGAGAAAGAAAGAAAUCGGAGGACGAGAAUGACACCGAUCGUCGAUGCAUCGAUCGCAACAACGAAACGAUCUAUGGAAAUCGCGAUGAGGUAGUGCUCGUUGCGUAGACGCGUGUGGGUGACUGUAGUGUAUAGAAAAGGGGAAACUUGGAACAGUUUCCCGCGGAAGAUCUACGCCGGAUCUUCGAGUGAGAUCGCGACACACGACCGUCACAUGUUUGGGUUCCGAUCGACUGCGUUUAACGAGCGAAGACCUGGAGGCCACAGAGAGAAUCGAGCAUCCCCGAAGGACGCAGAUGCCCCGAAGGAAACAGCACGCUCCACAACGUAUGAAAUGUAAGUAGUGGUCUCCGAUCGUUUGAAAAGCGAGCGGCCCGCAGCCGUCGCACCGGACGGGAGACAUGCGCAGCAAGCAGCAGCCGAGGCCUUCUUUUCGGUGGCCGCAGCAACGCGGCGAUAAUCUUACCGGGGAGGACGGAGUCGAAGGCUCAGGGCCUGGCGCGGACCUCCAGGGCGAGGAAGGCGACUGCGUGGAGGAUGACGGCCCAAUUAGUCCUAGCGAGAGAGGUUGCACGACGGCAGCCAAAGAGGAAGAGGAUGGGGACGCGACCGACGAGGAAGACGACGAGGACGCAUCGCCGCCCACUCCACCGCCUUCCGCAACCGCGAGACUGAAUCCUACUAUUUUAAGGGACACUGGACCACCGGACAGGUAAAAAUCUCGAUUAACGUGCUUCGCGAUAAUUACGAAAGGAAACGGACCGAGACGAGGCGAAACGAAACGAAACGCGAAGCCUAUACUUAGGAAGAGACGAAGGCGCGACCGUCGAAAGUGGUAUGAACGUAAAUUUCAACGAACACGGUUCGCUUGAAACUCAUUAGUCGGUGCUUUACUGGCAGCAUGGUCAUAAACCGCCUAAAUCAACGAGAGCGCCGCUGCCGUUCUCUUUGAAGUUGCCGGCGUCGGGCGCCCCUCGUGUACACACACGGGUAUUCUCGUUGUUUGAGCGCAACGAAUCGUCACGGAUACGUGCGGCGCACGAGCGAGAGAACGGUGUAAACGUCGCGUCGUUCAAAGGAAACACGAAGGGGAGAGAGGCGAGGAGAUGCGGAGCGCACGAGGACAACAGAGAGAGAACGAAGGAGGGAUAAAUAAGCCGGUGCCAGACCGAUAUCGGUGACUGCCGUGCGACGUCAUACAGCUAAUAGAGAUAGGCACGUGUUACGCGUCGGCCUGCA